This is a messenger RNA of Brachypodium distachyon (stiff brome), 1966 nucleotides long. Its product is annotated as protein WVD2-like 5. Gene Ontology annotation, molecular function: microtubule binding. The transcript is spliced from 8 exons. Lineage: Eukaryota; Viridiplantae; Streptophyta; Magnoliopsida; Poales; Poaceae. The record is from RefSeq and is a predicted model, not a curated record. Bases 442 to 1587 code for a protein of 381 amino acids.
GUGUUGACGCGUCUCCAUCUCAAACUGGUCGGGCGGGGUGUGGCUUUCCUUCUCCCGUCACACAUCCCAGAUCCACCUUUGUCUCCUCGAGUCCUCGUUGCUUUCACCCCCACUCACUCCCCAUUCCUACCGUCCCGAAGCCUCUCCUCGUCGCCAGCGCCGCCGCCGCCGAACCCCCAUCGCACCGGCCCGCCACCUCGGGAAAGCAGGAACUCCCCUUUGGCGUCCCCCUCUCCUCCCUUGGGUUUGCGGAGAGUGAGAGAUCCAUCCCGUCCGGCCGCCAGUUCCCUUUCGCUGUAGCAGUAAAUUUCCUGCAGAAUUUCCGGGGGUUCUAUUGGAGUUUCGAGGAUGAUGAGCUAAAGGACGCAUCUCCUGCAAACUGCCGCACUUGGAGUUUUUGUUAAACUGGUGAACAGGCCACUCUAGAGGUGAUAGCUCAAGAUGGAUGCCGUGACCGAGGUUGCCGAUGCUAUGGGUGCAUUGGGCGUUGACAAUGAGGCAAGCGGGAAGUUGCCGUCUAAUGACUGCAUAGAGAAGCAAGGAGAAGAACAUGAUGCUCAGCCCGAUGUGGCGCAUUCGGGUGAGAGCGAGGUGAUCAAUCCAUCUGAAGAGGUGGGUGGGGAAGCCACCUCGCACUCGGAGGACAUAAAGCCCCGUGUAUCAAAGGGAAGCCAAAGCCGUUCUCCUAAGGUUACUAAAUCACAGCGCCAGAGCCCAAGGAGCGGAGAUAAGAGUCAAGCUAGGAAAAGCACUCCCGAUUCUCUUUAUGCGAACGCACCCAUUGCACGAGUGUCUGAUCCAGAUUUAAUUGAUACGUCUUCAAGCAAUGGUGAUGCUGAUGCUAAGAAAAAGGCAGAAAAGAGCAAUUUUCGCCCCAUUGCCAAGGAGACUUCAUCACUUGAGGAUUCAAAGGAGAAGAGGAAAACUCAAAAAGCAUCGAACCAAUGUUUGGUCAAAAACGAUGAAGAAUCUACUUGUGAAAGAAUAAAACCUCAGAGGGUUGGCAGCACUCCUUCAUAUGGGUUUGCCUUCAAAUGCAAUGAGAGAGCUGAAAAAAGAAGGGAGUUCUACUCAAAGCUGGAGGAGAAGAUCCAUGCACAGGAAAUGGAGAAAACCAACUUGGAGGCAAAAUCAAAGGAAACAGAAGAAGCUGAACUCAGACAGCUAAGGAAGAGUUUAAAUUUCAAGGCAGCACCGAUGCCCAGUUUUUAUAAGGAACCACCACCUCCCAAGGUUGAUUUGAAGAAGAUCCCUACCACCAGAGCUAGAUCACCAAAGCUUGGCCGUUCAAAGAACACAAUAUCAGCAGGCACGGAAGUAAGUACUACUUCAAGCCGUCCAGCUCGUCUGAGCCUAGACCAAAAGACCUCCCAGAAUAGUGCGAGGACAGCACCUGCUGCAAAUGCAGCGAAGAAGCCGCAACGGAAAUCUCUCCCCAAAUUGCCGUCGGAGCAAACAGGUUCUGUUGACAUUGCAGCGUCUAUUUCUUCUGCAGAGCAGCUAGAAAUUAGCAAGUCAACGGCAGAUCCCAUUCGGAAGCCAAUCCGUGCUCAAGUUACUCCUGAUGAACAUCCCCAAAGUGGGUAGAAAGCCAUCAGAGUCGAGCCCAGUGGAAUGAAAGUUGCCUCAGCUUCCAGUAUUUUUCAUAUUUGCUAUUUCAAUAGUAAACUGCUGGCUGGUAUUGCGCACUUAAAUUAGUCUAAUCACCAGGAGUUUGAAGCAUGGCAAGUGCAAAUGUAUUGUUUAUGUACUCAAUUUUCGUUCAGACGAUACAAGGAGUGAGCACGUUAUUUGUAGUUGGCAACAAUUGCAUAUGGCAAUCUCGUAUUUUCAGGGCUAGAGACUCUUUCUUUCUUCACAUGAAUUCCCUUGUUCUUCUUUACUGCAUAUUACUGUGUAUUUCUCGGCGGAUUCUCUGAACUUUGGAUUUCUGUUCCACAUGGAAGAUGGAUCUGCUUUUGCUGAA